AUGAAUGCAUCGGCUGUCAGUAACUGCAUCAAGGGUGAGGACAGGCUGGCCAUCCUGUGUACCACCCCGUCCCUGAAGGACCUGGGUCUGCAGACUCCUGUGGUCACCAAGGUGGCGUUCGUCCUGGAUGAUUUCUCCACGCCCCAGUUUGACCUGCUGUAUGUAGAGGACCCUCGCUUCGAGGACUUUCAGAGACCCACCGUCACAUCAAAGGGCAACAAGAGCAUUCUGGAGAUUAAGGUGCCAGGCCGUGUGGAUGUGGAGGCGAUGAAGGGGGAGGUGCUGAAGGUGUCUAACAGAACCUGUGAGAGCGUGACUGUGGUGGGGAACACUCUGGAGUGUACUGUCCCCAUGGAGCUACGGGACGCAACCAACGAAUUGGAGGUGGAGUGGCGUCAGGCGUCGUCCUCGGUGAGUCUGGGCAGGGUGAUGUUGGCCCAUGAGCAGGACUACAGAGGGCUGCUAGCUGGCUGUGUGUGUGUCAGUCUGCUGCUGCUGAUGUUGCUCACUCUGUUCCUCUGGAAAAGGAGGAACAAACACAUUGACGAUCUGGCUGAGGGUAAGGUUUGGUAUGACGGCAGGGCUCACAUUCAGCACUUGGAUAUGUUGGCUAAUGCCCGGAGCGUCAGCCCCACUAACGAAAUGGUGUCCCACGAGUCUUUGGACUAUAGAACCACCCUGCUGGAGGACCAGGGCGUGGAGAGGCCAGAGUCAUGCAGGGGGGCUCCCCCUAUCUACGGGAGCCAUGGGGAGCUGCUGUCCCCCAGAUUGGGGCUCGGAGGCAUGGGUCUGGGGGCAGAGGGGGAGCUGGUGUCCCCUCUCCUGUCGGCCCCGGUCCACAUCGACCCGUCCCAGCUGCACCCUGACCUCCUGAAGGAGGUUCAACAUGUGGUCAUCGCCAGAGAGCAUCUGCUGUUACAUUUUAACCAGGUCAUCGGCAGAGGACACUUUGGCUGUGUGUUCCACGGUACCUUGAUGGAGGCUGAUGGACAGAAGCAGCACUGUGCCAUCAAGUCUCUCAACCGGAUUACUGACCUGGAGGAGGUGUCUCAGUUCCUGAAGGAGGGGAUCAUCAUGAAGGACUUCAGCCACUCCAACGUGUUGUCUCUCCUGGGGAUCUGUCUGCCCCCUGAGGGCUCUCCUCUGGUGGUGCUGCCAUACAUGAAGCACGGAGACCUCAGGAACUUUAUCAGGGACGAGACACACAACCCAACAGUGAAGGACCUGAUGGGCUUUGGUGUGCAGGUGGCCAGGGGCAUGGAGUAUCUGGCCAGCAAGAAGUUUGUCCACAGAGACCUAGCUGCCAGGAACUGCAUGCUGGAUGAAAGCUACACAGUGAAGGUGGCAGACUUUGGCCUGGCCAGGGAUGUGUAUGAAAAGGAGUACUACAGCAUCCACAGCAAGAGUGGAGUCAAACUACCGGUCAAGUGGAUGGCCCUAGAGAGCCUGCAGACACACAAGUUCACCCCCAAGUCAGAUGUGUGGUCGUUUGGCGUGUUGCUAUGGGAACUGAUGACCCGGGGAGCCCCACCCUACUCGGACGUCAACUCUUUCGACAUCACAGUGUUCCUACUGCAGGGGAGACGCCUGCUGCAGCCAGAGUUCUGCCCCGAUGCACUGUAUAACGUGAUGGUUGAGUGCUGGCACCCUAGACUGGAGCGGAGGCCUACCUUCUCAGAGCUGGUGUCCCGUAUCAAGUCCAUCUUCUCCAGCUUCAGUGGAGAGCACUACAUACUUCUCAACACCACCUAUGUCAACAUCGACAAGAUGACCCCCUAUCCCUCACUCAUUUCCUACUCCUCAUCCUCGUCCUCUUCCUCCACCCGUCAGGGCCACCCCCUGGAGCGAGACUGUUGCACCUGAUGUGGGAUGGGGGUGGAGAGAGAGAGAGAAGAAAGAAAAGAGUGAUGGAAGAAAGGAGAGGAAAUGAGAUGAAAGGAGGAGAGGAAAAAUAAUGAGCUUGACAGAGAGAAAGAAAGAGGGAGUAAAUAGUGGGCUUGAGGUGGUGAAGACUUUGGGUCACUGGAGAACAAGUGUAUGUGACUAACAGACAGACACUGGACAAACUCGUUGACUGAGACAGUUUGAGAAUACUGACCUGUGCCGUGUGUUCAGUACGUAUGUAAUGUGUAUAUAUACUGACCGAUGAGUGUACGCUUGAGACCUUUAUGAACUGUGAGGAUGACCUUGGUCUGCCUCUGCUCGGCAACCUAGAACAUGCUCUAGAAUAUCUAAUGACCUUUGACCCUGGUAUGACCCUGGAGCCUGAGUUCAGGAGGUCAGGCCUCUUGUCUCUAUCGCAGACAAUUUGGAGACAUGGGAGAACCUUUUCAAAGAACAAAGCCUCAAGAAGCACAUUGUGUGUAUGAAGUACAAGUGAAGCGCCCAUGAUUUGAACGAUUCCCUUCCCCAACGAGGGGACCGGUGGAUUUUGGAGACAUUUCUGCUUGUUACUGGGUGGCAUGUGCUUAGAGAUAUGGCAAAGUGCCAGGCUCCAGCUCUUCUUUUUCUCUAUGUCAAUGAAAGGUGGUGUAUUGUAAAGAAACAUGUUACACCUUCCUACUGUCACUGAAUGCCCCUCUCCUCCCACUUCUCCUCGCAUUCCUCCCUCCAAGCUCCCUGCGCACCGGGACUGAAGGAAGACAAAUGAUGCCUGCUUUGCCAUUACAAUGUGUGCUCCAGCCUCCAGGUGAAGAGUAGCUGGCAAGAGGACCAAUCUGCCACCCGGCCCGUGCGGUGUGUAGCAGCUACACUGGAUACUUCUUAUAGUGUAAUAAUCUUUGAUGAUUCCCUUUUGAUAUGCUUCGUUUUAAAUGUCUCGCUGCUUUGUUGCCGUGAGUGACUCACCUAUUAGUAAUCUGCAGAUGUUUCCCAGUUGAAAAGUGUUUCUUUUUUUGUAUUUUGGUAGGUAACACUGACUUGAAACGGCCUGUCAUAAUGUCUACAUAGCAUGUGUCAUAACGGUUUGUGAAAGCUCAGCCUGAAAACGGACAUCAUCUUUUUGACUUCAGACAGUCAAAUGGGGGAAAUUGGAGACACAUGUUUGAACGUUUGAUGCGUUUGGGCAUCAUAAUAAUAGUGUUAUGUCAGUUGAGAAAAGUACUUUUUCUGUCAAUCAUGAUAGUAUUCGUACAAUAGCUAUGUCAGCAUUUUGAAAGACCACUUCAAUGUUAAAAUGUUACCAUUUUGCCUUUCCUUUGUGAAGCGUUUGGCUUUUUACUAUGACUGCUGUGAUGUAAUUAAUGAUAAGGCCAGCAAUGGACAGAUAUGAAUGUUUGUAAAAAUAAAUGUUUAAAAUGCUGUACUAUAUUUUUUAGAAUGCCUUUAUGAUGAAAAUGAGCCUCAAUCAAUAUUGGUCCAAUGGAAUGCAAUAACUGAGCAGUGGUGCCACAACAAUGAACAAGUCCACUAAACUAACUAGAAGAACCACUGCCUUUUGUACAAAAUGAUAUUAAAAGGAUAGCACCUUUGUGGAGGUGUCUUCUAUAUGUAGGAUUUAACUGGUAAACGUGUGUGUAUAUACUUUAUGACAGGUUGUAGGUACAGCACAGUACAAACAAACUAAAGAUACUGUACAGUCAUUGAACAACUGGAGCUAGCAGGUUCACUUCCUUCACUAUAGACUUCUAUGUUUUCUAUUGGUAACUAAAUGGCUUGUAAAUUCAUAAAUUGGUCCAUGUUUCUCACUGUCUGUGCAGUGUGAGUGUCUGUAUGAGCACUGUUGCGGGUUCGUCUAUGAAAAUAAUGAUGGUACAUAUGUUGUUAAGUCUUUAUGCCGUCUGACAGUCUCAGUGUAAUAAAGCUAUAUUAUCAGUGUGA
Oncorhynchus nerka (sockeye salmon) is the source of this 3819-nucleotide messenger RNA. RefSeq names its product MET proto-oncogene, receptor tyrosine kinase (gene met). The transcript is spliced from 12 exons. Gene Ontology annotation, cellular component: basal plasma membrane; signaling receptor complex; plasma membrane. Gene Ontology annotation, molecular function: hepatocyte growth factor receptor activity; ATP binding. Gene Ontology annotation, biological process: multicellular organism development; positive regulation of kinase activity; neuron differentiation. NCBI's taxonomy places the organism in Eukaryota, Metazoa, Chordata, Actinopteri, Salmoniformes, Salmonidae. The record is from RefSeq and is a predicted model, not a curated record. Bases 1 to 1863 code for a protein of 620 amino acids.